AUGGUAGUUUGGUUGAGCCUGUCUAUCGAGCUGAUGAGCGCCAGCGUCUUCUUUAUCCCCUCUAACCCCAAUGCCGCCACUGCUCUAGCAACGGUAACGGAGCGCCUAACCGCGCUCUUUGCCGAUGAGGCAACCCCCGUCUCACGGUGGGCCCUAGAGCACAAGCUGAUGCGCGACACACCGUCCUGUCUUCCAAACUCAGGCACACAACGCCCAGGAGCACCGAAAUAUAUGCAGUUUCUCUCUCUUACGUACCAUCCCAACCACGGAUUCAUCUACACUUCCCAGCAGGCAGAUAAGGAUGGACCAGGAGCAGUAGCAGCUCCUACCCCAUCCAGCUCACAGUCAUCCCAGGCGACUUCUGUGACAACGCCAAUGGUGAUGACAACAGUUCCGCUCCCAUCAACCGGGGCGCUGUAUCAGCAUUUCUCAUAUGCUUGUCAGCCGUUUUGGUGCCAUAGACACACGGUCACAGUGCCAAAUGGGGUAGUCUACGAAAUCGGCGAUUUCAGAGUACGUGCCGGGGACGUACGGCAGACGCAACCUGCCGUACGGAUGCGAGGCACAGUUGUCGAGAUUGAAUGGCAGGGUCCCUCGCUGGCUACCACGCUCUCCGGCCUGUACCGGUCCAGAAGGCAGAAGAGGAGGGUGGCUUCUAAUACCUAUAUGUGGGAUAACGAGGAUGGCGAGGACCAUGAUUCAGGAAUUGAUAUGGCGUUUCCCGAUGGAGUGGAGGAGGCCGAUAUCGAUGCCGAGUAUGCGGCAACUGCGGCUUUGAUCAAGGAGUUUUGGGGGAAAUUGGAGAUCGAGGGCGCAAGAGAGGCGAUCCUUGUCCCGGAUGUGGGGAAAGAGGUUAAGGAGCGAUUACGAAAGCUGAAACAGCCGGACAAGCAGGGUGUUAGCCAUGUUGUAAAUGAGGAUGGCAGUGGGUUACAGGUGGAUGAAGAUCCCGAUCCGGAUGCUGGGGUGGAUGUGGCAAGGCAGUUCAUGGAGAUCUUUAGAUUCAACCGAUGA
This is a messenger RNA of Aspergillus nidulans FGSC A4, 1014 nucleotides long. RefSeq lists its product as uncharacterized. Bases 1 to 1014 code for a protein of 337 amino acids. The transcript has 2 exons. Lineage: Eukaryota; Fungi; Ascomycota; Eurotiomycetes; Eurotiales; Aspergillaceae. The record is from RefSeq and is a predicted model, not a curated record.